Molecule: messenger RNA, 2610 nt
Organism: Saxophila tyrrhenica
Lineage: Eukaryota; Fungi; Ascomycota; Dothideomycetes; Mycosphaerellales; Extremaceae
Gene: GLK1
Product: glucokinase
Exons: 3
Coding region: 1-2610 (869 amino acids)
Biological process (GO): glycolytic process; carbohydrate phosphorylation; glucose 6-phosphate metabolic process
Cellular component (GO): mitochondrion; cytosol
Molecular function (GO): ATP binding; fructokinase activity; D-glucose binding
Source: RefSeq, a predicted model, not a curated record
AUGAUGUACGGAGGAGCCGGGUACGGGUAUCGAGGCCCGCAGACAGCGACGUUCGAUGCGCCGACGAAGGACGGGAAGUACAACGAAGACGCGCUGCCUGCGAUGCCGAGCUGGGACCAGGCGCAUAGCAGACACGUGCACAACGAGGAGGACGUGGAGAUGGAGAAGAUGGACCAGUAUUCCGCGCAGCAGGAGUCGCUGCUGAACAAGCAGCGGGAUAGCGGAGGGCGGUGUUACGGGCAAAGCGCACUGCAGGAUACUGCUGGCGAUCUGGGCGCGAUGCAGGCGGGGCCUUAUCACGACUACAAUGCGCAUCAGCAGUUCGUGACGUCGCCUACUACUUCGACGACAGGGCCGGGCUCGAUGUACCCGCCUACGUAUCACACGCGGCCGGCGUCGUCGGUGUAUACGGAGCAGCCUCAUGCGCCGAGUGUGGCGCCGAGCUAUCAUACUUCUGCGCCUGGCGUGAUCCAGACAUUCGAUCCGGGCCACGAGCUUGCACGAGGCACUCCACAACCCAACCCCGCACUUCCCAGAUGGCUGGAUUGGAUCACCAACACCAUCUUUCGAUCUCGCCCAAGCUCAACCAGCGCUCUUCAGCUGCUAUUGCUACAGCUCCCCUUCCAUCUCUCCUCCAAGCUGGCAUACCGCAAUCGUUCCAAGUCUCUACCAAACCUUACCCAGCACAGCGAAGGCCUCAAAAGACCAGACGAAGAGCUCCCUUUCCUCCAAGACCUCCGAGGCGGCCGGAAGCAGAGGGCACGCGAGUGGCUUCGACGCCAAACCCUCCCUUCCCCCACCGCUGCUCUCCCGGGCCUGCUCCUCGUCCUCGCCCUCUUCCUCGUCCAACUCCUCCUCCCACAUCUCCAAAACCUCUUCUUCUCGCGCCCGCCUCUCCCACCGCCCUCCUGCCCUUCACCGACCUACAACCCCUUCAUCCAAGACCUCUACUGCCGCGUCCCCUCCCAACACACCAGCUCCUCCUGGUUCAGCAAAUCCCCGCGCAGCAUGGCUCUCGCCUCCGCAGCCGAGCGGGUCGCCGCGGAAUUCGAGUACAGCAAGGAAGAUGUGAACCGCGGCGUGCAAGCCUUUAUCCAGCAAAUGGACGAAGGGCUAGGCAAGAAAGGCGCAACGAUGAGCCAGAUCCCGACGUACGUGACUGCGGUGCCUAAUGGGACGGAGAAAGGGCUGUACAUGGCUGUGGAUUUGGGAGGGACGAAUUUUAGGGUCUGCAGUAUUCAGUUGCAUGGGAAUAGCACGUUCAGCUUGACGCAGAGCAAAGUCGCGAUUCCGAAGGAGCUGAUGGUGGCGAAGACGAGUCAUGAGUUGUUCUCGUUUCUGGCGAAGCAGAUUGAGUUGUUUUUGAAGGUGCAUCAUGAGGAUCAUUAUCAGAGUCAUGCGGAGAGGAGGGCGAGCUAUAUUGGGUUCGGCGCGGCGAGGGAUGAGCAGGUGUUUAGUCUUGGGUUUACCUUCUCGUUUCCUGUGCAGCAGUAUGGGAUUAACAAGGGGACGCUGAUUCGGUGGACGAAGGGGUUUGAUAUUGGGGAUACGAUUGGGAAGGACGUUUGUGCGCUGCUGCAAAAGGAGAUUGAUGCUCUUGGUCUACCGGUUAGGGUGGCUGCGCUGGUGAAUGAUACUGUCGGCACACUCAUGGCUCGGUCGUACACCAGCCCUGGCAAGGAGGGUACACUUCUUGGUGCGAUCUUCGGCACAGGCACGAACGGCGCUUACGUCGAGAAGCUGGACAAGAUCACCAAGCUCAAGGCUCAGGCUAGUGAAGCCGGCGACAUCGACGACAGCACCGGCCAGAUGAUCGUCAACACCGAAUGGGGCAGCUUCGACAACCACAUGAGCGUGCUGCCCGACACAUCCUACGACCAAGGCCUCGAUCGUGAUUCCGUCAACCCCGGCAUCCAGAUGUUCGAGAAGCGCGUCAGCGGGAUGUUCUUAGGCGAAAUCCUCCGGCGCGCCCUCAUCGACCUGGUCAACGAUCCCACCGUACCGCUCUUCUCAGACGACGACUCCAGCCGCAACGACAUCGCGAGCACCACCACCAUUGCCCCCGACUCGUCCCUAUACAAGCAAUGGGGUCUCGACACGUCCUUCCUCUCCAUCACCUCCGGCGACACCGCCUCCGGCCUCAAAACGACCCGCCAAACCCUCGACCACGACUACGGCGUCUCCGCCCCUAGCGCCGAAGACGCCGAAGCCGUCCGUCUCAUCGCCGCCGCCAUCGGCAAGCGCGCUGCUCGCCUGUCCGCCGUCGCCAUCGCCGCUGUCGUCAUCACGACGAACAGCCUGGAAACCAGCGCGCCGGACGGGAUUGUGGAUGUCGGUGUUGAUGGCAGUUUAGUCGAGUUCUACCCCAAUUUCGAAGAGUACAUCCGCGAGGCGCUGAGGGAGGUGCCACAGAUUGGGCCGCAGGGGGAGAAGAGGAUACGGAUUGGGAUUGCGAAGGAUGGGAGCGGGGUGGGGGCGGCGUUGAUUGCGCUGGUGGCGGAUCGGAAGAUGAAGGGCACGCCGGAAUUGACCAGAGGAGGAGGGUCGUUUGGUGACUUGCUGUCGACCUUCUUUGAGGGACUGAACCGGACGAUACGCAUGAGGGUGUAA